AUUGCUGAAUGAACUUGUGGUAUUCGAUGUUUGUUUCAUCAACCGUCGAGAAUUCCAUUAACAUYGGUUAGUAUAGAGAUAAACAGGAACAAUUCUAUUAAAAGGGUUGAUGCACAAGUUAGGCUUCAUUAAGUAAUAAGUCGAAAUCAACGAUAACAUGGGGUUCGGCGAUGACUACUGUAAACACGUCUGGGCUCCCUUUGGUUUAUCGAUCACAACUUCAGUGAUCACCAGUCUUCUCACCGUCAUCACACUACCUGGCAACCUACUCAUUUGCAUAGCGAUAUUAAGAGACCCAAAUAAGGAACUAAGAACAACGUUCAAUUAUUUAUUGGAAGCCUUGGGUUAUACCGUGAUCACGUGGUACGCAUUACCUCACAUGUCGUUCUUUAUCGGAUGUACAGCUUCGCUUCUAAGUAUCGCCAUGUUAGCCAUGGAACGUUCGAUUGCAGUUAACGCCAACUACCACAGAAAACUUCCAAGAAAACGAGCAGUUAACAUGUCCGUCGCAAUCUGGAUCUUCUCUUUUACAUUUCCUUGUAUCUACUUCCAAAUUGGUUAUUUCAAAUUCGCUUUCAUCUUUGCAAUCUUAAUGAUCAUUGUCACAUUCGUUGCUAUGGUGAUAGCCUUCAUACGUAUCCAUUGCAGCAUAAGGAGCACGACAGCCAGAGUCUUAACUGUUCAGCCCAUGGGAUCUGCUAACGAAAAGACUUCACAAAUACAACUAAAACGUGCCGAGAGAGAGCGGCGAGUGACUAUAAUAUUUACAGCUAUUCUUAUCUUCUACACGAUAUGCAACUUACCCGCAUUUGUGUUCAUCUUUGUCGUCAACUUUUGCUCAAGCUGCAGUUGUAAUUUUAUCCACUGGUCACGUGACCUCCUUCUCUUGUGCGUAUUGGUCAACUGUUCGGACAACCAGUUUCUUUAUGCUUGGAGAAUGAAGAGUUUUACGAGGGCUUUCCGUUCGUUAGUGCAUCUACCGCUGACCGACGAAGCAUCAGUGAUCCAAACACAAGAUACGCGUGACAAACAAUGAUCAAUAGCUACUCAUUCAAAGUUUGGCACGCACAAUACUCAAUGUAAAACUUAUAAAACUGAUAAUAAUGAACGAUAAAUAAAUGACGCAUGCGUUGUUAGGUCCUGAAACCCGAUUCUCAAGGACGUGAGAGUGACACGAGUGAAAAACGUCUGCGCAUGCUCUGAAUCCGUAUGCAAAUUAGUCAAAACAUAAGUAAAUUUGACUUACAAACAUGCCUGAUAAAUUGGACUUCACAA
Messenger RNA from Actinia tenebrosa (Australian red waratah sea anemone), 1275 nucleotides. RefSeq lists its product as uncharacterized. Gene Ontology annotation, molecular function: G protein-coupled receptor activity. Gene Ontology annotation, biological process: G protein-coupled receptor signaling pathway. Lineage: Eukaryota; Metazoa; Cnidaria; Anthozoa; Actiniaria; Actiniidae. The record is from RefSeq and is a predicted model, not a curated record. Gene Ontology annotation, cellular component: plasma membrane.